Molecule: messenger RNA, 3312 nt
Organism: Clarias gariepinus (North African catfish)
Lineage: Eukaryota; Metazoa; Chordata; Actinopteri; Siluriformes; Clariidae
Product: adhesion G protein-coupled receptor F5-like
Exons: 14
Coding region: 152-3154 (1000 amino acids)
Biological process (GO): G protein-coupled receptor signaling pathway; cell surface receptor signaling pathway
Cellular component (GO): membrane
Molecular function (GO): G protein-coupled receptor activity
Source: RefSeq, a predicted model, not a curated record
UGAAGCUCCUGUAGCCUCAACCACACACACAGCUGCCUCAACUAAAACCACUAUAAUAGUAAGUUCUACAUCCACAGAAACCAAAAACAAAACAGCUCAAAACACCCUGCAUGCAACCACAGCCUCUACAACCCCAAAUACAACAGCUACCAUGACAGCCAAUAUCACCACCAAUACACCAAUGGCAAUAAUCCCAGUUGCAAGAACUACAGGCAUCCUUACUCCAAAAAUAACCACAUCAACCACAAGCCCAGCUAAAACAACUGCCCAAACAUCCACUACAUCCACUACAGCCACACAUACCACAACUACAACAACCACAAUAAAAGCCAUCAUAACCCCGACAACCACAGCCACGACCACAAGUCAAGACAUCCUUGUCAUAUAUUUCUCAAUGAAAAUAAACCAACAAUUUGACACUGCACUCGUUGAUAAAAAAAGUGCAACCUUCAAAAAAGUUACGGCAACAAUUGAGAAUUCAAUUGAUCAAAGUUACAAAAGUGUACCUGGCUACCAAGCCAAAUCUGCAACUGUACAAGGUUUCAGACCUGGCAGUGUGAUUGCAGACUUCAGCAUUAAUUCAACUACUGAUAUCCUUGAUUUGCUUUGGGCAAACCAACAAAUUGCUAGCAAUCUCCGUUUACUGGGAUUUAACAUAAGCAAUGAUGCAUUCAGUUAUAGUGUGGCAUCUGGGCUGUAUAAAAGCAGUGACCAAAUAUAUCCUGGACAAAAUCUGAAACUGACCUGUAACAUCACGGUAAAUAACAGCAUUCAAUGGAUGUGGAAUGGAAUUGAACUGCAGGGGUCGGAUAGGUAUGAAAUUGUUCAAACUGUACUCACGAUAAAAAACAUCACUCCCGAUGAUAGUGGUCAGUACGAAUGUAGGACAACAAAGAACUUAAUACCCUAUGUUAUCUGGCAAAGGAUUAUCAUUCCAUAUCCCAACAUUCAAGUGAGCAAUGACAAAUAUGUAAAAUGUGAGAAUUCAACAGUGAUGCUGCAAUGUUGUGUUCAGAACAGCUACGAAGUGAAAUGGAAGCCUGCAGCAUGCAUUCAACCUUCAACAGUUCCACCAACAGGCUGCAUAUUAUGUGGCUAUAAACUAAACACACAGGACUGUAAAAAUAAUGAGAAGAUAAUGGUCACAUGUCAACUUACUAAAAGUGAUUACAACGCACAGAGCAUCACAAUCAAUGUAGUCAACACAAAAUUUACCUGCUAUAAUAAUGUGUUUGGACCUGGAAAUGUGGAAGAUGUACAUGUUGGUGACUGUAAUGAUGGUAUGGUUGGCUAUCAAAAAGCUACAUGUAAAUCAACGGGACAGUGGCAAAUUACAGAUAACAACUGUGUCCUGCAAGAAAUUCAGAAUCUAAAAGAUAGAGUUGCGCUCUUGGGUACCUCUGACCUCCCAGUAUUUAUGACUAAUCUUAGCAUGGCUGCGGAAACAAACGCUCAAAAUAUAUCAUCAUCUUCAUCAACGAUACUAGCAAUUGCUGGCAUACUGCAAACCAUUGCCAAUAUCUCGGAAAAUAUUUUAAUCACUACACCUGUUAUAACUGGUUUCCUUCAAACACUGGAUGUCAUCGGGUCAGUAGCUGCACGGGGACCUUGGAUGAAUUUAAAUGAAAACAGUUCAACUAGUAAUGUCAGUUCUGAACUUCUGAAGUCUGUCGAAAGUAUUUCACGCAGACUCCCAAAUGAAAACAUUGUGAUAACAACCAACUUUGCACAUCUCAAAAGAUUACUCAUUAAUGUCUCAUUUGUGGAAGCAUUUGGUAAUGAAUCAACAACCUCUAUAAAUAUUCCAAUGAUUAGUGCACAGUCUUUCCUAACCAUCAUAGUUUUUUCAGCGCUUGACAAUGUUUUACCCGUUCGAACUGCUGACAGUAACGCUCAAACUAAUUUCAGCAUCAGUGCAGAUAUUGCUGUAAUUGAACCAACUUCAAAAAUUAACAACAUUUCCUUUAAUUUUGCCAUCAAAAAUACGACGCUAAGAAACCCUCAAUGUGUCUUUUGGAACUUUAGUCUUUUGAAUGGAAUUGGGGGAUGGGACUCGACUGGAUGUCAACUAAAGCGACUGGGGGAUGAAGCAAAAAGAGUUACAUGUGAAUGCAAUCACACAACAUCCUUUUCAAUCCUGAUGUCACCAUUUACCCCGGGUAAAGGCCUGGCUGUAAUUUUAGACUAUAUAACGUACAUCGGUGUUGCUAUUUCAUUGGCCAGCUUGGUUUUGUGCCUCAUAAUUGAAAUUUUUAUAUGGAAAGUAGUGACGAGAAAUGACACGUCCUACAUGCGGCAUGUCUCUGUAGUCAACAUCGCUCUCUCCCUACUGAUUGCGGACAUAUGCUUUAUCAUUGGAGCAGCGGUAGUUAAAGAAGGAGAAAAAACUCCAGAGGGUCCCUGCAGUACAGCAACCUUUUUCAUGCACUUCUUUUAUCUUGCCCUUUUCUUCUGGAUGUUUCUAUCAGCACUUUUGCUCCUUUAUCGCACCCUUAUGGUCUUUUCCAGAAUGAGCAGAAGUGCUAUGAUGGCCAUAGCCUUUACUGUUGGCUAUGGAGCCCCAUUAAUCAUAGCUGUUAUUGCUGUCGCAUCAACAGCUGGAAACCAUGGAUAUGUCCAAGACGAAAAUAGUUGUUGGUUAAACUGGGAUGAAACGAAGGCCCUCCUGGCAUUUGUGAUUCCUGCUCUGACUAUUGUGGCUUUAAACUUUCUGGUGCUUAUUGUGGUUCUGUGUAAGAUGUUAAGGAGAGGAAUUAAUGCUUCCACUCAGCCAGAUGAGAAACAUCCCCUACUGGUCAUUGCCAGAUGUGUGGGGAUUUUAACACCUCUCUUUGGUCUAACGUGGGGAUUCGGCAUCGGAACCUUGGUGUCACCGGAUCGUGGGAUUCACAUAGUGUUUGCAUUCCUCAAUUCACUACAGGGUUUCUUUAUUUUGCUCUUUGGAACAUUACUGGAUAACAAGGUCCGAGAGGCACUGGCAAGAAAGUUGGCUCUGAGAAACUUCAGCUCUAAUAGCACCAGGAGCACAAGUGCAGGAACAUCAUCCCCAAGCAGGAUUACUUUAAUUCAGAAGUUCUGGCGGAGAGAUGUCUACCACAUACAGGAAAGCGGCAUUUUGUCUUCGUCUUCAAGCAACCCAUAUAGAGUUGUUUAGCUGUGUUAAGCUAACCUGCACCAAAGAUUCAUCUAUGUCUUAAAAAGGGCGAUUGAACAGUAACUUUAUAUUUAGCGAACAUAGAUUUUAUUUUUUUCUUGGUUACCUCAAGCCUAAUGAAAUCCGAACAUUUAAAAUUAAAAGUUAUUUAUCAGUCG